This is a messenger RNA of Drosophila serrata, 857 nucleotides long. Its product is annotated as Galactose-specific C-type lectin. The record is from RefSeq and is a predicted model, not a curated record. NCBI's taxonomy places the organism in Eukaryota, Metazoa, Arthropoda, Insecta, Diptera, Drosophilidae.
AUGGCAGAGACAGAGGCGCAAACAGGAGGUGUUGAUGUUCACAACAAUGAUAAGUCUGCAGUUCUAUUUCUUGUAUUGCUGGCCAGUGCAAAAGUUAGUUGGGGUCAUGAAAAGUUCACCAUUCAAAUAAAUGAAGGCAAUGCCAUUGAUGCUAUAAUCAAGUCGGAACCCUUUGUAAAAAUCAACGAUGGAUACUACUUUUUUGGAAGAGAGUCUCUCAACUGGUAUGAGGCCUAUGAAAAGUGCCGGCUUCUAGAUUCCGAACUUGUGACAUUUGAGACGGACCCAGAGUUUGAUUCAGUUUCCAGUUAUUUAAUGGCCAACGAUUCGAGGGAGAACUAUUGGACUUCGGGUAAUGAUCUGGGCAAAACUGGCACCCACAAGUGGUUCACCAGUGGCCAGAUCAUCAGCACCCUCAGGUGGGCAGUCAACCAGCCGGAUAAUGCUGGACAAAGGGAGCACUGCAUCCACAUGGGUUACGUAUACCAGGACUCCAAGAAGUUCCAGCUCAACGAUCGACCCUGUUCCCAAGACAACAAUAGUUUGUUCAAGUAUAUAUGCGAGGCACCCAAACUGGAAACCAUAUCCAUUGUGGUGUGGAAGUAAAUCGCGAAUAUUUACUUCAACUUAAUCAUCAUUAAACAAUAAUAAUAUCCUGGACGACAUAGUAAAUACACUUACUAAUUAAAUGUUAUUUACCCAAUAUCAAUACCUUGUAGAAAACGGAGCCACCUUUCAUCAAGUAACUCUUCUUAUCACAAGUCAUUUAACCCGUACAACAAGUAAUUAGCAGCCAGAUAAUACAGAGAGUAUAAAUAAGCUGAAGGUACUUUUCAAUCGCAUCAGUUUGCAACGCA